Lacerta agilis (Sand lizard) is the source of this 3107-nucleotide messenger RNA. It is a transcript of the gene SCARF2, whose product is annotated as scavenger receptor class F member 2. The coding region runs from base 16 to 3072 and encodes 1018 amino acids. The transcript has 11 exons. Gene Ontology annotation, molecular function: scavenger receptor activity. The record is from RefSeq and is a predicted model, not a curated record. NCBI's taxonomy places the organism in Eukaryota, Metazoa, Chordata, Lepidosauria, Squamata, Lacertidae.
GAGGAGGGAGAACCAAUGCGGCAUUUCCUGGCUGGCCGGCGGCCCCUCCUGCCGCCGCCGCGAGGGGCGAGCAGGAGGCAGCGGCGGCGCUCGCACUGCAGCUUCCGGCCGGGCUCUUGCAGCAGGCAGCAGCCAGGAGGAGCCGGAGCCGCCGCUGGGGAGCCGGGCUGCCCGAGGAGGGCCCCAGAGCGCAUGGAGAAGCCGCCGCGGAGGGCCCGGCGCGCCGGAGAUGGAGACGCCGCCGUCGGCUGCAGCGCGCUCCUCCUCUCGCUACUGCUCUUUCUCCUUCUCCUGCUGGGUUGUGGGGCGGCGGCGGCGGCGGCCGCCCAGGAGCUGAAUCCCCGCGGGAGGAACGUGUGCCCGGCGCCGGGCUCCGCUGGAUUCGUCUGCUGCUCAGGAUGGAGGCAACAGGGCGAGGAAUGUUUGAUAGCCGUGUGUGAGGGAAACUUCACCUGCAAGGACAAUGAGGUCUGCGUGAGGCCCAACGAAUGCCGCUGCCGCCAUGGUUACUUUGGUGCCAACUGUGAAACCAAGUGUCCCCGCCAGUUCUGGGGCCCCGACUGCAAGGAGAUGUGCCAUUGCCACCCCAACGGGCAAUGCGAGGACGUGACGGGCCAGUGCACCUGCAACGCCAACCGCUGGGGACCCAAGUGCGAGAACGCCUGCCUGUGCAAGCAUGGCAAGUGCGACCAGAAGACGGGCAAGUGCACCUGCGAGCCCAACUGGUGGGGCCCCCAGUGCUCCAGCGCCUGCUACUGCAGCCUCAACUCCCAGUGCGACCAGCAGGUGGGCACCUGCAUCUGCCAGCCGGGCUGGUGGGGCCGCAGCUGCAACAACCAGUGCUCCUGCAACAACUCGCCCUGCGAGCAGUUCACGGGCCGGUGCCAGUGCCGGGGGCGCACCUUCGGCCCCCGCUGCGACCGCUACUGCCAGUGCCACAUGGGCAAGUGCAACCAGCUGGACGGCACCUGCACCUGCGAGCCGGGAUACCGGGGGAAGUUCUGCAGGGAGCCCUGCCCGGCCGGAUUCUAUGGGCAAGGCUGCCGGAGGAGGUGUGGUCAAUGCAAGGAGCUUCAGCCCUGCACCAUUGCAGACGGGCGCUGCCUGGCGUGCGAAGCUGGCUGGAACGGCACCAAGUGCGACCAGAUCUGCUCGGCAGGCUUCUACGGGGAGGGCUGUGACCAGACCUGCCCUCCCUGCAAGGACGGCCACACCUGCAACCACAUCAACGGCAAGUGUUCCCACUGCAAUCCUGGCUGGAUCGGGGACAGGUGUGAGACCAAGUGUCGCAACGGGACCUACGGCGAGAACUGCGCCUUUGUCUGCAACGACUGUUUCAACGGCACGUGCGACUUCGAGUCGGGGCGCUGCCUCUGCCGGCCAGGCUUCCAAGGAAUUUGGUGUAACGUGACGUGCCAAACUGGUCACUACGGGGUGAACUGUUCGGAAUCCUGCAAGUGCCACGAAGAUUCUUGCGACCCACUGACUGGAUCCUGCCACAUGGAGGCUAACCAGCGGAUGGGUGUCAUUGGAGCCGGUGCCCUGUUGGCCUUCCUCCUCCUCCUCCUCCUCUCCCUCCUGUGUUGCUGCUGCGUUUGCCGCAAGAAAGACCACUCUCGGGACUCAAACCAGGACCCACCCCACAAGAAAUCCCCGAGGCGUCUUUGUGGGAGGUUCAGCCGCAUCAGCAUGAAACUUCCACGCAUCCCUCUUCGCCGCCAGAAGCUGCCAAAGGUUGUCGUGGCUCAUCAUGACCUGGAGAACACCAUGAACUGCAGCUUCAUUGAGCCACCAUCAGUGGUGGAGCAGCCGUCGCCUUCGUGGUCCUCCCGGGGCUCCUUCUCGUCCUUCGACACUACAGAUGAGGGCCCCGUCUACUGCGUGCCACACGAAGAGAGUGUGAGCGACAGCAAGGACAGAGUUUCCGCUCCCUGCAACCCAGUGGAGAAGGUGGCACCACCCAUCAGCGAGGAGGAAGCCGGAGAGUACACCGUCUUGAAAGAGAGCCCCUCCAUCCCAGCGGACAGCAGUGAGACGCCCUUGCUCAAAUCCUCUGACAGCGAGCGCUCCUCUUCCGGGUCCGGCUCAGUCAGCGGGGCCCUCUACGCCCGGAUCGCUCGCCUCUCCAAGCAGUCCAGAGACGAGGAUGACAACUCGGGUGCCGCCAAGCCCCCGUCGCCGGAGAGAGCCAAGCCCCCUCCGCCGGACCCCUCGACAAAGCCCAAAGUCUCUUGGAUCCACAGCAAGUACAGCUCCAACCAGUCCAACUCCCUGCCCGCCAUCGGGAUGGCCGACCUGACAGAGCACAAACAGGGCUUGGCGAAGAGAAAGAGGAGCCCCAGCGAGACGUUGGCUGGGGUCCAUGGCAAGGUGCCUGCCGCCAGGGGCAAGGAGAAAGCCCCAAAGCACCCGAGGGAGCUGAGCUCCCCCGAAGGCAAGGCCCUCUCCAUCUCUGGGGAGCAGCUGUCCCCAUCCAAGCUCAAGCAGAGGCACAAGGCCAGCGCGGAGCAGAUGGAGAACAUCAACGGGGCUGUCCAGAACGUGAUCAAGAAGAUGGGCAGUUACCCUCCGGACCGGAAAGGGAGCGAUGCCCCCAAAAGCCCCAGUCACAGCAAGCUGCGCUCCGAAGUCAUUCACCCCCACCUGUCUUCGGAGGCGGCCACGAUGCUGGCGGCACAGCUGAAGGAAAAGACUCAGAGCCUAAACCGGGGCGAUGGGGGCACACGGCAGAACGGGGUAAGCCCCCUGCCAGCCCAGAGGGAGAAGCCCACCCCACCGCAGAAGGCCAAGCGCUCCGUGGCCACCAGCAGCCAGAAGUCCAGCAAGCCCGUGCUGCCGACCUCCCCAAAUUUGCAGAAACUGAUCAGCCCCGUGGCGGAGGCGCCAGCCGGCGAGCCCAGAAAGGCGGAAAAGCCCAGCUCCGGUGGCACCCAAGAGCCAACGACGCCUGCGGCCGGGGACCAGGUGGUCAAGAAAACGCCCAUCAAAAAGCCUCCCAGGAAGAAGAGCAGAGAAGCAGCCAUGGAGCAGCAGCCCAAAGCGGCCACCACGUCACCUCAAACCGUGCAGUAGAAGGUGGCCACGUUACUAAGAGAGGACUGCACACA